GCAGCACUCUAUUACAAAACAUAAUUAAGACACAUAUCAAUAUGCUUCUCUUACUGAAAUCUAAAUCAAGAACAGUCCACCAUUAUCAAGAAGAACAAGAAAACAACGACGACGACAAUAUUAUUAAUAUUCGUAAUAAUCGGAUAAACAAAUUAGAAUCUAUUUCCCUCACAGUUUGGAGAAAAUCACUUAUUUUUAGCUGCAAAGGGUUCACCGUGAUUGGCUCCGACGGAAGUUUAGUCUAUAGAGUCGAUAAUUACACGGGACGCCCUCAUCGAAUCGUACUCAUGGAUGGCUCGGGCGAACCAAUCUUCACCGUAUGUCGUCCCAAGGUAUAUUUAUAUAUAUCGAAAUUAAUUAUAAUAUAUCUAACCAUGUUUAAGCUGAGUAUAGUGAACAACUAUUGGCUGAUUUACGAAGGAGAUGAAGUAGGGAAAGACGGUAUAAAUUCAUCGUUCAAGAAACCUAUUUUUUGUGUGAGGAAAAAUCUAAGCAUAAUGAAGUUCACGAGACCGAGUGUUAUUGCAUAUGUUUAUAAUGGGGUGUCGGAAAAGAAGUGUGUGUACGUGAUUGAAGGCUCUUAUGAACACCGAUCGUGUACGGUUUUCGACGAGUCGAGAAAGAUCGUGUUUGAGAUCAAGAAGAAAGAAUGCUCGAGAGGAGGUGUGUCGUUUGGUUCGGAAGUGUUUCAUUUGAUUGUUAGGCCUGGAAUCGAUUCGAGAUUCGCGAUGGCUAUUGUGUUAUUAUUGGAUCAAAUGUUCGUAUCGUGACUUGGAUACAGUUUAUAUAAAUUCUCUUGCUUUU
Molecule: messenger RNA, 804 nt
Organism: Erythranthe guttata (spotted monkey flower)
Lineage: Eukaryota; Viridiplantae; Streptophyta; Magnoliopsida; Lamiales; Phrymaceae
Source: RefSeq, a predicted model, not a curated record